GGCGUUGUUAGGCUCGACGGGUUUUCAAACAUUUUGGGUACUAUGUGAGCACCCCAAAUAGCACACGAUCAGGCCCUCAAAAUGGCUACCGAAUCCAUGGCGGCACUUUUCCCCAACCGACCCAUCCGGCCGCUGCCCAAGCGGCGGCUGAGAGAGCGUCUGUCCCCUGAGGUUGCCGAUUCGAUUCAAUAUCCGCCACUCCCGCAAAGCACAGCACCCGUGUUCCAGUACCCAUAUUCGCUGAUAGAGGAGCAUUCCGAUCCUAUCUCAGUGCAUGCCCGCGGAAACGAAUCAUAUCUCGAGCAGCGGCAACAACAGGAGACUGGAUUGGGUAACGACCGUGACGGAAACAAACCUACAACUGGGAAAGGUGUUGCAGGACAGGCGGGCCUGCAACAUCCAAACCUUGCGACACGUUCGAAAUCAGACCAUGGGCGAUAUUCAGAUUCGCUACCGCUCUCAUCGACACCGGCUUCAGCUGAUCCGUACGACCCCUUUGAGAAUACUAAUAAUAAGAAGAGGAAGAUCCCGACCGCCGGUGACUCUGCCCUGAGCGGAGCCCAUGCUGGGACAGAUUCUGUUACGGGAACGGGCACUCCGGUCACAGGUGCUCAUUCCGUCGAGGGUGGAGGUGAGGCGUCGAAUUCAACAUGCACGCCUUGUCACAGCGCUGGAAGCUUCGCGUCAAAUGUGCACAAUGUUCCUGGACCUGGACGAGGUAGGUAUGGCCGGCCCAGGAGCAACAGAAACACGCAGCGACCGACGUACGACUCAACUACUGGUUGGACCGGUACCGGGAGGGUCAGCAGGUCGCGCGCGGUUCCGUUGGGCAAUGUGACAAGUGAAAGCACUGGAAUCAUCUCGAAUGCCAUCGCCAAUGCAGAAAAGCUUCCCCCACACCAGGGGCAGGAGAAUAUCAGUCUCUUACAGCAGCAAUCCGCCCAGAAGCGCAGCGCAGCCUCGACGCAGUUCACAUUCACAUGCGACUCUCAGGUGCCUGGAUCGUUGGCUUGGCCCGGGAUGCCGCCGCAUCAGCCAGCCGCCGUGGGCCAAGGCAGAGAGAACUGGCCUCGUCCUUCUCAACCCAGCCAUGCUGGACAGUCUUCACAGGAAACAGGCCAAGGCGCCGAUUCCCGAGCCAGGGAGACGGCGUCCAGAGCUGGGGUCGCUGGCAAAGACCAACAGCCAGCCCCGCCCCAGAAGAGCACGCGUAGAAGUGCUACGAAAGAAUAUCUGGCGGCGGCGAGGGCCCGUCGCCGACAAACUCAGCUCCACAACAAACGGCACCCGCCUAAACCCGAGGAUAUCUGGAUUUGCCACUUCUGUGAGUACGAGGCUAUCUUCGGACAUCCUCCGGAGGCCUUGGUUCGGCAAUACGAGAUGAAGGAGCGCAAGCAACGGCAGUUGGAAGAGCAACGGAAAGCUCACUUGCAGCGGUUGAAGAAGGGGAAGAACAAGGGGAAGAAAAACAGCAAGCUUCCAAAGGCGAGUAGCACCGCUCAAGAUUCUCUUCAUCCCGCGUACAACCAUGGAGCGUCAGGAGAUCAGUACGACCACGGAAGUCAAGGCGAGGGUUAUUAUGACGACGACGAGUAUUACGAGGACGAGGAGUACGUCAUGGAAGAGGAGGUAGCCGCUGAGGACGGGGAUGACAUUCCGGAACCGUUGCCGGAUGUUCCAACCAAUCCGGGCGGCACCACGGCUGUCCGAGAUGGAGGUGGGACGUAAGCCCGGGUCCACGGUGUUAGUGCAUGUUAGGCUCGCUGGGCGCCCCCGAACCUCCAUGCCGUACAGAUACAAGCAUCUACAUCUGAUA
Molecule: messenger RNA, 1816 nt
Organism: Chaetomium strumarium
Lineage: Eukaryota; Fungi; Ascomycota; Sordariomycetes; Sordariales; Chaetomiaceae
Exons: 3
Coding region: 82-1728 (548 amino acids)
Source: RefSeq, a predicted model, not a curated record